AUGGAGAAGAACUUUGAGGCCAUGGAGUGUCCGGAGGAGUAUCAGAAGAAGAUCGCGGUGUACUAUUUGGAAGGCGACGCAACAGGAUGGUGGGACAGUAUAGACAGGCAGCGUGGACACACCAUCACAUCAUGGGAAUCGUUCAAGGGAGAGUUUGAGAGGAAGUAUUGUCCUCCAGAAGCAAAGCAUCGGUUGGAGCGCCAAUUCAUGAACCUUGUUCAAGGAGAUAGGCCAGUGAGGAGUUACGAAUCUGAGUUCACAAGGUUGAGGCGACAUGUUUUUGAUGGGCGUGAAGAUGAAGCAACUAUGAUCCGUAACUUUAUGUACGGAUUGAAGCCGGAGCUUGGAAGUCGUUUAGCUGGAAGCAACUUUAGCAGCUUAUCAGAUCUGGUGGAAAAAGCUGUUAAUGUUGAGACUGUAUUGGAGGCUGAAAGGAAGACCAUACCGCAUUCUGGUGGACAUACCAAGUUUAGCCAAGGAGAAAGACCGAAUUUAAACAAGGGUCCAAGAUCUCACAAAGGCAAAGGGCGAGGAUUUGGAGGCCAGGCCAACAAUCGUGGUAACACUGGAGUAUGUUACCCAUGUGAUCAGCCGGGACAUAUUUCGAGGUUUUGUCCCAAAAAUCAGCGGAAUAACCAACGGAGUAACCAGCAGGGUUAUUUAUCGCUGAAGAUGGAAGAUGUUACUUGUUUCUUCUAUGGAAGGAAGGGCCAUUAUGCAUCGUCAUGUCCAAACAAGCCAAUCCCUGCGACCCCUCUCGCGAUCCGAGCUCCUCCUAGCCGUCCAGCUAUUGAGCCAGCACCAAAUAAUCAAAACCUAGGAGGUAGAGUUUAUGCCUUAGGGGUAGAAAACCAAGACAAUGCAGGACCGUCAAGCGGUCCCAUCACAGGAACCAUACAUGUUGCUGGUAAACCCACACAUGUAUUGUUCGACUCGGGGACAACACAUUGUUUUGUGACCCCUAAAGUAGCUGCCCAGUUUUGGGAUUGUUUUGUGGUUGACAGGAUAAACGUGGUCGUCUUGACCCCCGCAGACCGAACCCUUCAAGCAGAUCAGUGUAUCAAGAAUGUUCCAUUGGUCAUUCAAGAGAAAGAUUUUGUGGCAGAUUUGUCAGUCGUGCCUUGGGAAGGGUACAAAGUAAUCCUUGGAAUGGAUUGGUUAUCGAGCUACAGAGUUCAGAUCGACUGUGGAAAGGGAAGGCUGUUGUUUGGCAGAGGUAAACGACCAGAGAUGGUAUACUAUGGAAUCAGUCCUAGUAUGACCGUGUCUUUGGUAGCAGCAAUGAGAGUACAAGAUUUGUUUCAAGAUGGGGAAGUAUAUUUGGUGACCUUAUCGGUUAGUGGAGGAGCCACUAAUGAUGAAGUUAAGGUCGAAGACAUAGAAGUGGUCCAAGAGUUCGAGGAUAUCUUUGCACCACUAAAGGAAUUACCUCCACCUCGGAGUAAUCCCUUUACGAUCAAUUUGGAGCCUGAAGCAAAACCUAUAGCUAAGGCACCAUAUCGGAUGGCACCUGCGGAGUUGGCUGAACUAAAGAAGCAGUUGGAAGAUCUAUUGGAAAAGGGAUUCAUCCAAUCGAGCUCUUCACCUUGGGGAGCUCAUGUGCUAUUUGUGAAGAAGAAGGACGGAAGCAUGAGGUUGUGUAUCGAUUAUCGUGGUAUCAACAACAUCACGAUAAAAGAUAAGUAUCCUCUUCCGAUGAUAGACGAGUUGUUAGACCAACUAAAGGGAGCAAGUUGGUUUUAA
Messenger RNA from Brassica napus (rape), 1743 nucleotides. RefSeq lists its product as uncharacterized. The transcript has 2 exons. Gene Ontology annotation, molecular function: nucleic acid binding; zinc ion binding; aspartic-type endopeptidase activity. The coding region runs from base 1 to 1743 and encodes 580 amino acids. NCBI's taxonomy places the organism in Eukaryota, Viridiplantae, Streptophyta, Magnoliopsida, Brassicales, Brassicaceae. Gene Ontology annotation, biological process: proteolysis. The record is from RefSeq and is a predicted model, not a curated record.